ACCCAAGCGUUUAAGUGAAGUGCCUCCAAUUACCCCGUACGGGGUAAUUAGAGGCACUUUGAUGGAGCUCUUCGCAUUUUGUAUCUGGCUCAAAAUUGGCCGCAGUUUUUGAAAAGAUUUUUACAUGAGCGUGUAGAAAAAUGUUUGGUCUACCAUCAUGUUCAAUAGCAACUUUUUCCGAUCAAAAACGGCCAAGAAAUAGCAAAAAAAAGGAAGAAAUUUUCGAAGAGUGCCUCUAAUUACCCCGAAGUACUCUAGAUGAUACUAAAGGAUGCGCUCAACACUCUUUACUUUUUGCUGUUUAUAUUUAAAAUAUUUCGAACGGAAACGUUUUUCGUAUAUUACAAUCUUCGAUAAAUAAAUAAACGUAUAUACUCGUUAUCUCUAUACAUGGACAUGGAUUUUUUAAAUGUUUUCAUGAGCAAGAAGAUAUAUGAUUGGCACGAAAAGCGAUUUGUCGCAGAUGUCUAUUCACAGGACAUAUAAGCAUAGAUAACAGCAUAACUAUUAUUUCAUUGCUGUGAAGUUUAGUAAUUAACAGAGCUGAGGAUGGUUCAGUUUAAACACAACUUUUUUCAAAAAUGAAAUUAACGAAGUCAUCGAACCAUAGUUUUCACCCUCUCCUAUAUUUUCAUUGUUGUUUUCAACACUGUAUUGAAACAUUCGCAUCAAAAAUACAAACAAAUCCUUUGUAAUUGAUAAGGAACGAAUGGAUACCGUUUAUUGUCUCCACUGUUUACAUUCUUACAGCCACAGAUUUAUGUUGUCACGAUUAGGUCAUUGCUGAUCAAAAAUAAAUCUCUAUUUCAGUAUGAAACGAUGUUAUCUGAUGGAAAGCAGAUCCCUGUCCAUCUAUAACAUUUGUUCGGCCCUUUCUGCUUUAAAAAAGAUUUUCAGUUUGAACUGUUCAAAACAGGAAGCGAUUCGGUUUGGCUUUGAGAAAACAGGAAUCGAUCCCAUCUCUGAUGUUUAACGCGAACGCCUGCUUAACGAACAUACUAAUUUCAACUCUCGCCAGAGAAAAUUUCUCCGCUCUAGAAGACACCGAUUCUUAUCUAUUACAAACUCCUGGAUUCUGUAUCGUCUUUAUGAAAGAAUGACCAUAAUUCCUCACUUUUGUUUAGCGACGAUGUGCGCUAUUAGUGAUUAUAAUCUUGUAUUUCGUGUUAGGGCGUUAAACUUUUCUCUGUACAUAAUAUAAUACCUCCUUUUCUGUGUUAAGAACUUCAUACUAGUACUUAUUAAUUAUCAAAAAUGGAACAACGUGCUGACCUGUGGAGAAAUAAAAAGAGAAAAACUUAAUCCCAAAUGACGUAUUUUUUUCACACAAUUUUCUACUGUUGGUCUAAAAAGUACUUGCUGUCAUUCAUUGAAUCGUUGAUUUAAACUGCAACAUCCAUUCUAAAUGAUAACAACACUUUUCUUUUUUCACAUAUUGCCUUUUUCUGUAGUUUUUUCUUCUCUAUUUCGAGCAGGUAAGUGACUUGUUUUUAUCGCAUUCUGGCUUUAUUUCGUCUCUUUUUCUAUAGAUUUAGAUUUAUCAGCCGAAUCAUGGAUAGUUGAACAUAUAAUUCCAAUUGAGAGAAAUGAAGGACAACGUCAACGUCGAGCGCUUAAAUUUGAUGUGGUGAAAACCUAUGAAGUUCCACGUGAAAAUGAAAAAGAACCGUUACUACUUGAUCUUGAAUACAGCCAGUUUGGAAAAAAUGUGGUUAUUGAACAGAGAAAUCGUUACCAUCCAACUUUUUUACAUCUGCUUAAUAUUUCACAAGAGACAAAUAAUUGCUAUUAUGUUGGAACAGUUCGUCAUCACGAAAAUUCACUAGUGGGAUUAUCAACAUGCUAUGGACUAGUAAGCAAUUCUACAACUCAUAAAAAAGGUUUUUUACAAAAAGAAGCAUGUGCAGGUUUUAUCCAUGACGGUGUUGUUGAUUAUUUUAUCGAACCGUUACAUAUCGUCAAUGGUUCUUCCGAGCAUAUUCUGUAUCGAAUGAAAGAUUCGAAACAGACACGAUUACCACUAUGGUCAUGUGAUAUAAAAGUUGAUGACAAACUAUCGAAUAAAAGAUUUGUUUCCAAUCAUUCACGCGUUAAACGUUCUCUAAAUAAACAACGUUACAUUGAAUCACUAGUUGUAGCUGAUUCAAGUAUUCUAAAUCAUUUUGAUCAUCCAAAAAUUGCUCAUUGGUAUAUAUUAACAUUGAUGAAUAUGGUAAAUGCCAUUUAUAAACAUCCAAGUUUAGGUUCAGCUGUAGAAGUUGUUGUUGUUCGAUUAAUUGUCUUACAUGAUGAAUCUCAAUUCAAAGCCGUAGCUGAUUCUUAUGAUACGCUAAAAAGAUUUUGUAUAUGGCAAGAAAAAUUAAAAAUAAACAAUACUAGUCAUCAUGAUGUUGGAAUAUUUCUUUCACGAAUGAAUUUUUGUCGAAAAAAUUCCACAAGAUGUUCAACAUUAGGACUAGCUCAUAUGGCUGGUAUUUGCAUGGAAAAUCAAAGUUGUAGUGUUAACCAAGAUCUUGGUUUAAUAACAGCGCAUACUAUUGCCCAUGAACUCGGUCAUAAUCUUGGUAUGUAUCAUGAUGGUGAAAAAGGACGAUGUGAACCACCUCAUGAUUCUGCUACUAUAAUGGUGCCAGAAUAUAAUCGUGUACCUCUACUAAUGUGGUCAAACUGCAGUCGAGAUAAUGUUUCAGACUUUUUUGAGUAUGAAGUUUGUGGUCAGCUGAUGUGUCGACGGUAUUUAAACAAACAAUAUCAUUGUAUUCCUGCCUUAUCGUACUUGCCUGCGGAUGGAACAAUAUGUGAUAAUAAUAAAUGGUGUAUGUCUGGUAAAUGUGUACCUAUCAGUGAAAUACCAAUACCGAUUGAUGGUUCAUGGAGUUCCUGGGGAGCAUGGAGUUCAUGUUCUCAUACAUGUGGAUUAGGUGUAGAAUAUCAAGCAAGAACAUGCUCAAAUCCAAGUCCUGAUGCCGGUGGAAAAUACUGUUUAGGUCUUCGAAAGCGUUAUCGAACAUGUUCAUUGGGACCCUGCACAUCAUCGUUUCAUCAAGAUGAUUUAGAGUGCGAACAAAUGACAGCUAAAGAAUUGAAAAAUGUGACGAUAUGGAAAGCCUCAUUUUACGAAAAUGCUCCUUGUAUGGUUCUUUGUUCACUAUCUUCAUCAUCUUAUUCAGCAACGCCAUCUACCGACGAAGUUGGUCGAAUUGAACGGCUUAAACUCCGAGAUGGUACAUCAUGUAUGAUAAAUAAUCAAACACGUUUAUUCAAAGGAAUAUGUAUAUCAGGAAUAUGCAAAAAAUUGGGCUGUGACAAUCAAUUAGAUUCAACAGCUGUUGAAGAUCAGUGUGGUGUUUGUAAUGGAAAUGGAACGGAUUGCAGAUAUAUUUCAAAAAUAUUUCAGCAUACUUACAAAAAUGCAAAUUCGAGUAUGACAAAAACGGCUUAUAUAGAUUGUAACUAA
Molecule: messenger RNA, 3457 nt
Organism: Didymodactylos carnosus
Lineage: Eukaryota; Metazoa; Rotifera; Eurotatoria; Philodinida; Philodinidae
Source: the annotation of a GenBank genome assembly